This is a messenger RNA of Saccostrea cuccullata (small rock oyster), 2179 nucleotides long. RefSeq names its product dynein axonemal heavy chain 6-like. Lineage: Eukaryota; Metazoa; Mollusca; Bivalvia; Ostreida; Ostreidae. The coding region runs from base 148 to 1572 and encodes 474 amino acids. Gene Ontology annotation, biological process: microtubule-based movement. The record is from RefSeq and is a predicted model, not a curated record. Gene Ontology annotation, molecular function: dynein light intermediate chain binding; dynein intermediate chain binding; minus-end-directed microtubule motor activity. The transcript has 9 exons. Gene Ontology annotation, cellular component: dynein complex.
UUUAUUUAAUUGAUUCAAUCAUUUUACAGUGUUCAGUCCAUCUUUCUGGGUCAAGGACAGGGACCAGUUGCCGAGAAACUAAUCCAUGCCGCCGUGAAAACCGGUGAUUGGGUGUUCCUCCAGAAUUGUCACUUGGCAGCGUCGUGGAUGUUGGCCAUGGAAAACACAGUGAAAGGAAUGUCUGAAAAACCAGAUGAAAUCCAUGAGGACUUCCGACUUUUCCUCAGUUCCAUGCCAGCCAGACAUUUCCCUGUCAGUGUCCUUCAGAACAGUGUCAAGGUCACUAAUGAGCCGCCCAAGGGCAUCCGUGCCAACAUGAGGAGAGCUUUUGCUGAAAUUACACCCCAGUUCUUUGAGGAGCAUGUGCUUGCGUCCAAAUGGAAGAGGAUGAUCUUUGGUGUCUGUUUCUUCCACGCUGUUAUUCUGGAGAGGAAGAAGUUCGGUCCACUGGGCUGGAAUAUCAGGUAUGAGUUCAGUGACAGUGAUCGUGAGUGCGCUCAGUUGAAUUGUCAGAUGUUCUGUGCCGAGGGAAUCAUUCCAUGGGACGCCCUAAUCUACAUCACAGGCAUGAUCACCUAUGGAGGUCGUGUUACAGAUGCCAUUGAUCAGAGAUGCCUGGAGACCAUCCUUAAGACUUUCUUCUACCCCAACACACUGGAGGAGGGCUACAAGUACUCACCCUCAGGUAUAUACUAUGCCCCUGACUACCCUACCCUACAGGAGUACAGAGACUAUAUAGAGACCCUACCUAUUAAUGAUGAACCAGAGAUCUUUGGCAUGCACGAAAAUGCCAACAUUGCUUUCCAGGCAGAGGAGACUAACCACUUGAUCCAGACCAUUCUGGACGUCCAGCCCCGUCAGUCGAGCGGUGGAACCGGAAAGUCUAACGACGAGAUCGUGUACGAGUUAGCAGAGAGCAUUCUGGGUAAACUGAUGGACAAACUGGACAUUGAGCAGGCCAAUCAGGAAAUGUUUGAGCCGGACGAGAAAGGUCGACUGAAUUCACUGACCACCGUGCUGACCCAGGAAGUGGACAGAUUUAACAAACUUCUGAAGGUCAUCAAGAACUCCCUUGACCAGCUGAAGAAGGCCAUUAAAGGUUUUGUUGUGAUGAGUGACGAGUUAGAGCUUGUCUACCAGGCCUUCAUCAACAGUCAGGUCCCCAGCCUGUGGGCUAAUGCCGCCUACCCCUCCCUGAAGCCCCUGGGUAGCUGGGUCAAUGACCUCAUUUACAGGUGUGCCUUCAUUGAUAACUGGGUCAGGCACGGACAGCCCAAGUCUUUCUGGAUGUCUGGAUUCUUCUUCCCACAAGGAUUCUUGACUGGUACCCUACAGAACUAUGCCAGGAAGUACAACCUUCCCAUAGAUCACCUGACCUUCCAUUUCCACCCCCUCCCUCACUUCCGGGAGCAGAAGGAGGUCACCGCUCAAAUGGCGGAACUCAAAUUCGGGGAGGAGAUCGAGCUGGACAAAGAAGACAUUCCACUAACUUUGUGGUGUUUGUUCACCUGCCUUCUAAGCAGCCUCAAGACUACUGGAUAUCUAAAGGGGCUGCCCUCUUGUGUCAACUGAAUGACUAAAGGGCAGACAACUCUUAAGGAACUAUAUGGAACUUUUAUUUGUCAGAGUGCUUGGCUUAUUGCACAAAGGAUGUGAAAGUUAAAAUGUUGUAAAUAGAAAUUUCACAAAUAUUCCGUCCUUAUAGACUUUAUUUAUAUGUUAUAAGAACUGUGAUAAGUUUACAAGUAUUGGAGUGCAUUUUGAUUUAAUUUAGAACUAGUAGAGUUAUGAUAUAUUUUUUAUAUAUGUAUUUUUGUUGACUUAAAAAUGUUUCUUCUGUUAAGUGCAAGUUGUAAUGAAGGCCUUUAAUCUGUAUUUUUUCAGAAAUGAUUUAUUUAUAUUAUGUUUUAUUAUCUGACUGUGAUUUGGGUGUGCCUUUUGUUCUUUGUUUUUAUUUUCUGAAGUACAGUUCAUCUAUGUAUUUUAUAAGAGUUUAAUAUAUGAAGCAUUUAUUUACUAUUGUUGAUUUUACAUUUAAAAGGUUCCAGGAUAAAUAGACCAAAUUACAAUAUUUUCUUAUGUUCUUAUUUAAGCAUUGAAUGUUAAUUACUAUGAUGGCUUUCUGUUUAUCAUUCUGUACAUCUUACACAAGUUGUGAUUAAUAAAAUAUCUCAUCAAA